Messenger RNA from Camelina sativa (false flax), 570 nucleotides. Lineage: Eukaryota; Viridiplantae; Streptophyta; Magnoliopsida; Brassicales; Brassicaceae. The record is from RefSeq and is a predicted model, not a curated record.
AUGGGUCUAUCUACUGCACGCAAGCUACUCGUUGUUCUCCUGGUUACUGUGUUCGUCUUCUCCGGGAGUGCUGACGCCUGGAGCUGGAGUUGGGGUUCUGGUUCCAACGGGGGUUGGGGAUGGAGCUCCGACAACUCUGGCGGUUCUUCUGGCUCGGCUUCUGGUGGUUCAGAAGACUCUAACUCGGGUGGUUCAAGCUGGGGUUACGGAUGGAGCUCAGACGGAACAGAUAUUGACUGGGGUUGGGGAAGCAGCUCUGGCUCAAACCAUUCUAGCGGUACUGGCUCUACACGCAAAAGUCACAGCCCUGGCCAAAAUCACUCAAGCGGCACUAGCCCUACGCACAACAACCAUAGUUCGGGAUCAAACCACUCAAGAACGUUGGUUCUACACACAACAACCACAGCUCCGGCUCAUCAAACCACUCGAGCAUUGUCGGUUCUACCCACAACGGUCACAGCUCCGGGUCAAACCACUCAAGCAUCGUUGGUUCUACACACAACAAUCAUAGCUCGGGCUCAAACCACUCAAGCAUCACCGGUUCUACACACAACCACACGGUUCCAAUAA